This is a messenger RNA of Salvia miltiorrhiza (redroot sage), 3664 nucleotides long. RefSeq names its product putative late blight resistance protein homolog R1C-3. Gene Ontology annotation, molecular function: ADP binding. Bases 845 to 3559 code for a protein of 904 amino acids. The transcript has 2 exons. The record is from RefSeq and is a predicted model, not a curated record. NCBI's taxonomy places the organism in Eukaryota, Viridiplantae, Streptophyta, Magnoliopsida, Lamiales, Lamiaceae. Gene Ontology annotation, biological process: defense response to other organism.
AAUAUUCUUAUUAAUAAAAAUAAACAUUAUUUUGAAGAAAUGUAAUAUUUUUAAAACAUUACCUUCCAUCAUAUCAAUAAUUAAUUAAAAAAUCAAAAUUAAUGCCAGCCAUUUAAAUUAAAAAAAAAAAAAAACGAAAUCGGCGAAAAGGGGCAGCCAAAUCAACAAUUCCCCUGAUAAUCUACCAACUCCAGCGCAGUCUAUUUUCAUGUAGCAACAAGCAUCACCUCUGCCUUCGGAUAAAUGCUUAAGAGGUUCGAAAUUCUGUAACAACAAGCAUCACCUCCGCCUCCAGAGAGAGAGAGAGAUCGGAGGCGGCAGUUACGGAGAUUGUCGAGAGAAAGAGGCCAGCGGAAUGCAGGCGGGCGAUUUGGCGGUGGCGUUAGGCGGUGGGUGGACAACCACCGUCGGAGCGAGGCGACGACGACUGUUAGAGAAGCCGCUGCUGCCCGGCGAUGAGGCGGAUCGGCGGGCACCGCUGCUGGAUCUCUCGACUGCUGCUGAAGAAGAAGAGAGCGGCGGAAACCCUAACAAAGACAGACAGAGGAAAGGUAGAAAGUGAGGAAAAAAAAUACAAAAAAGCUUUUAUACUUUAAGUAACCGGAUCGGGCCGGGUCUGUAAACGGGUCGGGAGAAUCCGGUCGCAUAGCAUGCGGUUAACCGCAUGCAAUAAUUUGCGUUUUUGUUUAACAUUGCAACGAAGUAGUGGGAAAAUUAAGUAGAAGCUACCCAGAAUUUUCUUUUGAGUCAACUUGUCUUCUUUCACCUCUAAAAUAUCAUCUCAUAUAUUUUCAUUCACACUUCCCACAAAUAAAAAAAUUCUGUGUCUGCAUUCAAGGAGUUAAUGAUGGCGGCUUAUGGAGCUCUGGUUUCUCUGAUGCAUAUCAUAGAUCGCAUCGAAAAUCAUCCUUCCCCUCCAAUUUCUAUCGACAAACAGCAAGUUGAAUCUCUCACUGAAAAUGUUACCUUCUUGCAGGAUUUUCUUGAUGCUUAUAUUUCUCCAGUUGUCGAUGACCAUGAAGCGGAUCCAUUGGAGCGUCGCAUUGCAGAUGCAGUUUAUGCAGCUGAGGAUGUCAUCGAAUCCCAAAUUGUGCUUCAAAUUCAUAACAGAUCCAGAAUUCGUGGGAAGAUGUCCUGUUUUAUCAACUUGUUUCGAGCUCGGUUUAAAUGCGCAACUAUUGAGGAGGACUUCUACCACGAUCUACAACAAGUGAUAGAAGAAAUGAAUUUGAUCAAGAAGGAAGCCAUGGAGAUUGCAACCGCAGCUGAUCAACUGCAGAGAAAGGUCUCAUUUACUCAUGCUGCCUCCUCUUCAACUGUGAAGGAAAGCAUAAUGGUGGGCUUCGACCAGGUGUUACGUGAAGUGCUGGAUAAGCUCACCGAAGAUCAUGGCAGUCUCCAAAUCAUCCCAAUUAUGGGGAUGGGCGGCAUUGGUAAAACCACUCUUGCCCGACAUCUAUUUGAGCAUGCUGUUGUUAAAAAGCAUUUUUAUAUUCGUGCUUGGACUACGAUAUCUCAAACUUAUAAUGUUAGAGAAACACUUAGAGAAGUUCUUUUUCAAGCAAGUGGGGAUUUGGGUAAUGAUCUAAGUGAGAGAGAAUUGCGAUUAAAACUAUACCAGUAUUUAUGGGGCAGGAGGUAUCUCAUAAUUAUGGAUGAUAUGUGGAGUAUAGAGGUGUGGGACAAGAUCAGGUUUUCCUUUCCUGAUUGCAAAAAUAAUGGGAGUCGAAUAAUUGUAACAACUAGGCUGUCAAACUUGAAUUUGCAGUUGAAUGAGUAUUAUGGCGUUAGUAUGAAAUUUCUAGAUGAGGCUAGUAGCAUGGAUUUGUUCACCAACACUGUGUUUGGUGGAGAAAGUUUACCUCAUGAGUUGGAGGAUAUUGGAAAGAGUAUUGUAGCAAAUUGUAAAGGGCUUCCUUUAUCAAUUGCUACAAUUGGAGGUCUUUUGGCAAAAUCUGAGCGCACUACAGAAUAUUGGAUGCGUAUAGAGCAAAAUUUAAAUUCAAUUGUGAAUACGAAUAAUGAUGAAUUUUGCUUGAAAAUAUUGCGAAUGAGCUAUACCUAUCUACCCAACUAUUUGAAGCCCUGUUUUUUGUAUAUGGGUGUUUUUAAGGAAGAUCGUUCAAUUCGUGUCUCAAUGCUGAAGAAGCUAUGGGUUUCAGAAGGAUUUUUAAAACCCGUGAGUGGAAAAUGUUUGGAAACAAUAGGAGAAGAGUACUUGAAGGAGUUGGUAGAUAGAAAUUUGAUUUUAGUUGAUAAGUUGGGGGUUAGUGGAAAUGUAAAGUUUUGUAAGAUUCAUGAUUUGUUGAGGGACAUGUGCUUGAAAGUAGUUGAAAAAGAGAGGUUUUAUCAUAUCAUAGAAAAGUCUCCUUCAGUCAUAGAUAUUAAUGAACGUCGUCGGGUUGUUUUUCAAAAUGGUGGAAGAGGGGUAAUAAGUGAAGUCUCGAGAUCUUUGUCACAUGCUCGUUCUAUAAUAUGUGAUGACGAUGGGAUAAACUUUGAAAGGCCUCACAAUUUUAGAUUGUUGAGAACAUUCAAAGCAUAUGAUAAAGAUUCAUAUAGAGGUGGUGUUCAUUUCGUAGACGCUGUUUUUCAAUUGGUGAACUCACGACACCUUGCUGUUAGAGUUCAUUCGGUGACCAAAUUCCCGUCUUCAAUCAAUUUGCUUUGGAAUCUAUCUACGUUAAUAGUUUAUGAGUCUGAUUCAGAAUAUUGGCGUGAAGUUGUUGCACCGAUUGAGAUUUGGAAAUUGCAUCAACUUAGGCAUCUUGAGUUUGUGAAAGAAGGAUUGAUUCUACCAGAUCCUCCGAGUGAGAUGGUUAUCAUGGAGAAUCUACAAACGCUCAAAGGAGUAAUGAAUUUGUAUUUGAAUGAGGAGGUGGUUCAAAAAAUUCCCAAUGUCAAGAAAUUGCGUCUAAUUUACAAAUACAAGGGUUUGAGUAAAGUGAAACAAACGGAGAGAGCAAACUCUUUUAGCUAUCUUGAGUGUCUGAGUAAAUUGGAAAACUUGUUAUGCCGCUUCCAUUAUGGAUAUGAUGAGUAUUUGCAGAGGCUUACUUUCCCACACUCUCUCAAGAAGUUGAACUUAUUUCUCUAUUAUCAUGCGGAGUUGGAAGAGAUAUUGGAAAACAUAGGGUGGUUGCCCCUUCUUCACAAGUUAGUAUUACAUCGUGGUACCUUCAAAACAGGCAAGUGGGACACUAUUGAGGGCCAAUUCCAGAGCCUCAAGCUACUAGAAUUGAACUUCUGUCAAGGUCUAAAAAGUUGGAUGAUGGCAGAGAGCUCCCACUUUCCAGUUCUGCAGGAGCUUCGUCUUCGAAGUUUGGAUGAAUUGGAGGAGAUCCCUUCCGAAGUUGGAGAGAUAGCAACGCUGAAAUCAAUUUAUUUGGAAGAUUGCAGUGAAUCAGCGGUAGAGUCAGCUGCAAAGAUAGUAGAAGAACAAGAGGAUUUAUAUGGAGACCAACUUGACCUUCAUGUUCGAGCUAUAGUUGCAAAAGCACACGAAAGACUGCAGAGCUUAGCAAGUCCCAACUUUGAAGUUACAGUGAGAGCUUAUUAGAAUCAUCCAAGAUUGUUAGUUACAAGUUCAGACCUUUUGUUUCGUAAGCUUAUAAAACUUUGAGCUUUUGUUGCUUCAAUUCAUUACUGUAAGCUAUCUCCACAA